This is a messenger RNA of Plodia interpunctella (Indianmeal moth), 3795 nucleotides long. It is a transcript of the gene Pitslre, whose product is annotated as pitslre. Lineage: Eukaryota; Metazoa; Arthropoda; Insecta; Lepidoptera; Pyralidae. The record is from RefSeq and is a predicted model, not a curated record. Bases 197 to 2923 code for a protein of 908 amino acids. Gene Ontology annotation, biological process: protein phosphorylation; regulation of mitotic cell cycle. The transcript is spliced from 12 exons. Gene Ontology annotation, molecular function: ATP binding; protein serine/threonine kinase activity. Gene Ontology annotation, cellular component: nucleus.
UGUACAACAAGAUGGCGUCUCGUCUCCUCGUUUGACUAUGCGAACGAGAUACUGCGCUUUUGAAAACUGAAGUGUUUCGUAAAUUAUUAUUACAUUUUUGAUCCAUCCAAUUUUAUUAACUUUUAAUCACACAUCACAAGUUUUGUAGUAAAAUCUAUUUAAUUUGGUUUUACUACUAACAUUCCUGAAGUGAAUCAUGAGCAAUUACGAGGAUGACCAAAGUGAAGAUGGAGAACUAGCACGCAGUCCUGUUCAAGAUGAAAUGGAUUUUAGUUUAUCAGAUGAAGACCGGGAUAAUGCAGAUUCACUUGUCAUCAAACCACCUCAGGCUGUAGUACAAUCUUCACAUCGAGACAAACGAGGUCAUAAAAGACCUGGAAAGGAUAGAUACAGAGAUAAUUCUAGAAAAGAAAAGAAACACCUGUACAGGGAACGUGAUAAAUCUGAUAAAUCUAAAAGAGAUGUUGGUAAGAAUCCUGACAGAGAAGAAAUAUCCAAAGAUUAUUAUAGAGAAAAACAAUAUUACAGAGACAAGGAAUUAUACAGGGAAAAAGAUAUUUACAAAGAAAAAGAAGCUUACAGAGAGAAAGAAGCAUAUCGGGAUAAAGAAAGCUAUAGAGAGAAAGAGGUAUACAGAGAAAAAGAGGCGUACAGGGAGAAAGAAGGUUACCGUGAAAGAGAUGGGAGGGACAAGGACCUUUAUAAGGACAAAGAGUAUAGGGAUAAAGAUACAUCAUAUAGGGAAAAGGAGACAUCAUACAGAGAAAGAGAUCAUUACAAGGAACGGGAGAUGUAUAGAGAAAAUGCUCCCUUUAGGGAUACUAGAACAAGAGAGGCCUAUAGGGAGAAAGAAGCAUACAAAGAGAAAGACCAUACUAGGGACAGAGAAAUGUACUUAGGUAGAGAGCGGCAAUAUAAAUAUGGUGAUGAGAGAAAGCGUGUAGACAAUGACAGGAUAGAAUCCAGAUUAAGAUUAUUAGCAGAAGAAGGUCAUACAAAUCAUAAUAAUGAAAAGGAAAAUAAGGAUAGGUCGUCGGGUGAUAAAGAAUUAGAAGAUUUAAGAUCUAGAUUACUAAGUAAAAGAAUUACAAAAGAGUUACAAACUCAGGAAGCAACUAAAAAGCAACCUGAUUCAACUAAAGAGUCAAGAUCAGAUCGUCAUUCUUCCUUGGAUAAACAUCAACAGGAAAGAAGGAAAAGGCUUAUUGAAGCAGAUCGAGAAAUGGAGAAAAGAAAACAUGAGUCGCGUCAUGAGUUAGAAGCGAGACGCCAAGAGCACCGCCGCCGCGGUAAGAAACGCACCAUAUCUCCUGAGGAUGCCUCCAAUAAGAAACCUAAGUCCAAUCACUCACCUAAUUACGAUUCUGUGGUCACUGUGUCUGAUGCUAGUGAUGUAGAAAUGAGAAGUAUAUCAGGACUAUCUGAAACCGAAGAUGGUGAACAUUCCCGUAGUGAAACAGAGGAAAGCUCCAGUACAGCAUCUGAUUCAGAGGCAGAAUCAAAGUCUGAGGAUGAUGACAAUUUAGAUGAGGAUAAGUCAAAUAAAAAUGACUUAAAAGAGAAAACAAAUGAUAAACCAAAAUUAAAAGUAAAGUCAAAAUCACCUACACCAAAAUUAGAUCAUGUAAGCCCACUGUCACACGAAUCUGUGAGAUCCCAUUCUAGAUCCAAGAGCAGAAGUAGAUCCCACUCCUUCUCGCCGCCGCCGCCAGGAGAAAAUGGCAAGAUUGCCGAGGAAGUAAAGUCUAAUGAAGAUGAAGAACAGGCUAAAAUUAAAGAAGAAGCAAUCAAUGCUCUGCCUCCUUAUUUCCCUGCUUUACAGGGAUGUCGUUCUGUUGAGGAGUUUCAAUGUCUCAACAGGAUUGAGGAAGGCACCUAUGGAGUUGUUUACAGAGCCCGUGAUAAGACGACAGAGGAAAUAGUCGCUUUAAAGCGCCUAAAAAUGGAAAAGGAGAAAGAAGGAUUUCCUAUUACAUCCCUGAGGGAAAUUAAUACAUUACUCAAGGGCCAGCAUCCUAAUAUCGUGACUUGUAGGGAGAUCGUGGUAGGCUACAAUAUGGACAAAAUAUUUAUAGUGAUGGAUUAUGUGGAGCAUGACCUCAAAAGCCUUAUGGAGACCAUGAGAGGAAAGAAACAAGUGUUUCUGCCAGGGGAAGUUAAAUGUUUGAUGACACAGCUCCUGAGGGCUGUACAUCAUCUUCACGACAACUGGAUUUUGCAUAGAGAUCUCAAAACCAGCAAUCUGCUGCUUUCUCAUAAAGGUGUUUUGAAGGUUGGUGAUUUUGGUUUAGCUAGGGAAUAUGGAUCUCCUCUUCGUCAAUACACACCGAUCGUAGUGACUCUAUGGUAUCGCGCCCCCGAACUACUUCUGUGCUGCAAAGAAUACUCGACACAUAUCGAUAUGUGGAGUGUUGGCUGCAUAUUUGGGGAAUUCGUUUCAAUGAACCCCCUGUUCCCAGGAAAAUCGGAAGUUGAUGAAUUGAACAGGAUAUUCAAGGAUCUUGGCACUCCAUCGGAGUCUUGCUGGCCUGGGUACAGUGAAUUGCCCGCCGUGCAGAAGAUGACGUUCGCUGAGCACCCACCUGGGGGUUUGCGGCAGCGAAUAGGGCAGGAUUUGCUGUCCGAAGCGGGACUCACGCUACUGCAAAGUUUCCUCACUUACGAUCCUGCUAAAAGGAUAACCGCCGAAGCUGCGCUGGAUCAUCCAUAUUUUAAGGAGCACCCGGUUGCCAUCGACCCAGCGAUGUUCCCGACGUGGCCGGCGAAGUCGGAGGGCAACCGGCGCACCACGCACAGCCCGCGGCCGCCGGCCGGCGGCGCCGCCUACGCGCAGUACUCGCGCUCCGACUCCGACGAGGCGCUCGGCUUCCAGCUGCAACAUCGCUCCGUCAACGUGGCGCCGGGAUUCUCGCUCAAAUUCUAGCGACGCCCAUCUCGCCGCACGCCAACGCAAAGCUGAUGUUCGUUUUAUAUCCCCUUACUUUUACGUCAACAUUAGAGCAUAACGUGCACAGAUAAAAUGGAAAAGAGUAGUUUCAGUAAUUAUAUGUACGUAUCCAUAUAAUAUCAUAAAAAUUAUAGAUAGUGCAUUAAUCAGUUUGGGCACUGUUGCUAAAAAGAGCAACUGCUACUUAAUACGUAACGUAAUCUUGCGCGAAGGAAGAUUUCAUUAAAUCUUAUUUUACCCGGAAUAGAUCCCAGGGUAUAAAACAUACUUCGGUUUCAUAGCCAUUCCUUACAAAUCAACAAUUGGCACAGAAAUCGGAAUAAUAGUAUUCGAUCUCUAUGACAGUAGAAAAUCAAGGAUUAUUUGUAAUGAACAACAAUUUUGGAAUGAAUUUAGUAUUUAAUGAAAGUAGAAUGCCUUUAAUUUUCAAAAAAAUAUGUAUGUUUCAGACUGUGACAUGAUUGUAUGUACUUAUUUUAUUAUAAACUAUAGAGAAGAUUUUUCAAAUAAAGAAGAAUACUGUAAAUACGAGCUCUAUUUUUCCAUUGCCGUUGUAUAACAAUAUUUAAUCAUUCUGUGGUUGUGCAUGUGCAUAUUUGGUUAAAUACCUUAUUUUAUUACUCUAAGAUAAUGACAAAGUACAUUUACAUAACUGUCAAAAAAGGUAUGUAAUAUUUUGGAGUUGUUUGUCAAGGCCAGCCAUAACCACAUAACAUUGAAUCAUUAUUUAAUGAUAAAAAUAAUUAUGUAUAUAGUUAAGUCGUUCUGCAUCUAUGAAAGGUAAACUAGAAUUAAAAUAGGUUAUGUAGUAAUUAUGGUACAAUAAUUAUAAUUAUUGUUUUGACAAA